Diaporthe amygdali is the source of this 942-nucleotide messenger RNA. RefSeq lists its product as uncharacterized. The record is from RefSeq and is a predicted model, not a curated record. NCBI's taxonomy places the organism in Eukaryota, Fungi, Ascomycota, Sordariomycetes, Diaporthales, Diaporthaceae. Gene Ontology annotation, molecular function: heat shock protein binding. The transcript has 2 exons. Gene Ontology annotation, cellular component: nucleus; cytoplasm. The coding region runs from base 1 to 942 and encodes 313 amino acids.
AUGUCUGACAGCGAAGACAACAUGGCCGCCGAGCCACCAGUGAUUGACCCUUAUGAGGUCCUCGGCCUCGAGCGCACUGCAACACCCGAUGAAAUCAAGAAAGCAUACCGAAAGGCUUCCCUCAAGACUCAUCCAGACAAGGUCCCAGAAGACCAAAAAGAAGAAGCCACGACCGCAUUCCAGAGCAUCGCCUUCGCCUACGCCAUCCUCUCCGAUCCAGCCCGGCGCAAGAGGUACGAUGCCACCGGCUCCACCUCCGAAUCCAUAGUCGACUCGGAAGGCUUCAACUGGUCCGAGUACUACCGCGAGCAGUUCGCAGAGGCCAUCAGCGAAGAUGCCAUCAACAAAUUUGCCGCCAAGUACAAGGGCAGCGACGAGGAGAAGGACGACAUCCUCAUCGCAUACGAGCAGUCCAAGGGUGACAUGGACGGCGUCUACGAGUCGGUCAUGCUGAGCGAUGUCCUGGUGGAUGACGAGCGCUUCAGGCGCAUCAUUGACGAGGCAAUCGAGAGCGGCGACGUGAAGGCGUUCAAGGCCUACACGAAAGAGAGCGCCAAGUCCAAGCAGGCGCGGGUCAAGGCUGCGCAGGGCGAGGCGCAGGAGGCCGAGGACUACGCAAAGGAGCUGGGGGUGCACGACAAGCUGUUCGGCGACAAGAAGGGCGCAAAGGGCAAGGGAAAGUCGAAGGGCAAGGACAAAUCGGAGGACAGCCUCGCGGCCCUGAUAAAAAGCAGGCAAAAGGACCGCGGCGAGGACUUCUUCGACCACCUGGUAGAGAAAUACGGCGGUAGCUCGGCAAAGCAGUCGGCCAAGGGCAGGAAGAAGAAGGUCGUUGAGGAGGAGCCGGACGAGGCGGCUUUCCAGGCUGCUGCUGCGAGACUCGGCAAGAAUAAGGCGUCUGGAGACCCAGGGCCCAAACCAGCUAAGAAAUCGAGGCGCUGA